This is a messenger RNA of Teleopsis dalmanni, 916 nucleotides long. Its product is annotated as peroxiredoxin 1-like. Gene Ontology annotation, cellular component: cytosol. The transcript is spliced from 2 exons. The record is from RefSeq and is a predicted model, not a curated record. The coding region runs from base 156 to 791 and encodes 211 amino acids. Gene Ontology annotation, biological process: response to oxidative stress; cell redox homeostasis; hydrogen peroxide catabolic process. Gene Ontology annotation, molecular function: thioredoxin peroxidase activity. NCBI's taxonomy places the organism in Eukaryota, Metazoa, Arthropoda, Insecta, Diptera, Diopsidae.
UAAAAUUGUGUUGAGGUUUAAAAACGCGGCGCGGUGCUGAGCAUUCGUUUUUCGACAGUCGUGUGGGACGGUUUGAUAGAAAUUUGUUGGUUUCAUCGGAAGUCAUUUUUCGCUGCUUAAUUAACAAUAAAAUUUGAAGUAAAGAACAAACUUGUAUGUUCUUUUCGCAAUUUAUAAGUAAAUUUACAGAAAAAAUACAAUUUACAAUGCCACAGCUUCAAAAGCCAGCACCAUUCUUUAAAGGAACCGCUGUUGUCAAGGGUGCCUUUAAAGAAAUUUCAUUACAUGAUUACAGAGGAAAAUAUCUAGUUCUAUUCUUUUAUCCGUUGGAUUUCACCUUUGUCUGCCCAACGGAAAUCUGUGCAUUUUCCGAUCGUGCUGUUGAAUUCCGUAACAUCGGAUGUGAUGUAAUUGCUUGCUCUACCGACAGCCAUUUUACCCAUUUGGCUUGGAGCAAUAUUGCACGUCGUCAAGGUGGUCUAGGCGAAAUGGAUAUACCAUUAUUGGCUGAUAAAUCAAUGAAAAUUGCACGUGACUAUGGUGUUCUCGAUGAAGAAACUGGUAUUCCAUUCCGUGGUCUAUUCAUUAUUGAUCGUGAACAAAAUUUACGUCAAAUAACUAUGAACGAUUUACCCGUUGGACGUAGUGUUGAUGAAACUUUACGUUUAGUGCAAGCUUUCCAAUUUACCGAUGAACAUGGUGAGGUAUGCCCAGCUAACUGGAAACCUGGUCAUAAGACUAUGGUUGCUGAUCCAGCCAAAUCUAAAGAAUAUUUUGCUUCUGCGUCCUAAAUUCAACAAACAUAUAUUUAAAUUCAAUCGAAAUGUAUUACUUCUCAACUCCGGUAGUUGUUAUAAACAAAUAAUAAUAUAAGUUUAAAAUAUCGAAAUACAUUAUACACAUUUACAACCACACA